This is a messenger RNA of Ceratotherium simum simum (southern white rhinoceros), 1330 nucleotides long. RefSeq names its product CEA cell adhesion molecule 19 (gene CEACAM19). NCBI's taxonomy places the organism in Eukaryota, Metazoa, Chordata, Mammalia, Perissodactyla, Rhinocerotidae. The record is from RefSeq and is a predicted model, not a curated record.
GAGGUGCUGGGGCUCAGCCGGCCUCAGCCAUGUCUCAGAGGCACCCCUGGGAUCCCCACUGAGCUGGUCCACUUCACACAGCCGGGGCCCAGCCCUCCAGCCCCCUCCGUGUCCAGCAGGUGGCCCCCUGGCGUCUCCACAGGACGCCAAGAUGGAGACUCCCCCGGGGGCCCAGUGCCAUUUCUCAAAGGGCCUCCUGCUCUCAGCCUCAAUCCUGGCCCUCUGGGUCCCCCAAGGCUCCUGGGCAGCCCUCCGCAUCCAGAAGAUUCCAGAGCACCCUCAAAAGAACCAGGACCUUCUCCUGUCUGUCCAGGGCGUCCCUGAUACCUUCGAGGACUUCACCUGGUACCUGGGGGUGGAGGCCGAUGGAAGCACGAGACUGUUCACCUACUUCCCAGAGCUACAGCGGCCCCAGAGGGACGGCAGCGCCAUGGGGCAGCGAGACAUUGUUGGCUUCUCCAACGGCUCCAUGCUGCUGCGUCACGCCCAGCCCGCCGACAGCGGGACCUACCAGGUGGCUGUCACCAUCAACCACGCCUGGACCAUGCGGGCCAAGACUGAGGUCCAGGUGGCCGAAAAGCACCAGGAUCUGCCCAUUACACAGCUGCCUGUGAGCGCUGGCAUGGUGGCCGCCAUCAUCAUUGGAUCCCUUGCCACUGGGUCCCUCUUCAUCGGCAUCAUCGCCUAUCUCCUGGUGACAAGAGGCUGGAGGGGCCAGAACCACAGAGCAUCUGCUCCAGGAGCCCAGGGGUCCUUGUCGGUCUUGUUCCCAGCUGUGCCCCCAGUGCCUUCAACAGUGCUCAGCCCAUGGACGAUGACCACAGGGAAACGGGAGCUGGGCCCCAGUCGUCACCCUGGUGAUGACAACAUCUAUGAAGUGAUGCCAUCUCCAGUCCGCCUGGUGUCCCCCCUCAGUGACACGGCAUCCAGGAAUGCCGCCAUGCCCCCACCCCUGCCUCCACCCCUGCCACCUGAUCCAGAGAACCACCACUACCAGGAGCUGCUGAACCCCGACCCUGCCCCUUAUUGCCAGCUGGUGCCAACCCCCUGAAGGGGUCCCGGGCCAGGCAAAGCCUCAGCCGUCCCCCCGGGGCCUCGCGCCUGCAGAAAAGUGGCCCCGGAGACCCAGUAGGACCAGGCUGUCAGGGCUGGGGGCAUGACAAGGCGAACUCGGCCAAAGACUCCACGUGGCAUUGGGCACGUGUCCUGGGUGGGGGACAGGAGACCGUGAUGGGCCCUGCUCCGGGCCCAGCUCCUCGCUCACCCUCUGAGUGUAUGACCCGCCCUUUAUUCUGGUCCUGCCAGCAGCCUGGCCUGGGCUGCGUGCCUG